AUGAGCUGCCAGUCCCCACCCACACUCCAGGAGCUGGCAGAGGACAGCUUCCUGAGGGACCCGGUCUUGGCUAUCUCUGAUCUGGAUCGUGUGCCCUCAUAUUUCUUCCCAUCACUGUUCAAAAAGGCCUGCAGUAGGAGAUGCAUUAGCAUCAUGAUGGCAAUGGUGAGGGUCUGGCCCUUCCCCUGCCUCCCACUGGGAGCCAUGAUCAUGAGGAGCAGAGCCUACAAGAAAAUCUUAGAGAUUAUCCUGUUUGAGCUUGAUGACCUGCUUCUCCAGAAGGUUUUUCACAGCAGGUGCAGACUGAAAGUGCUGGAUUUACGAUUUAUGCCUUUGAAGAUGUGGGACAAGUGGUCUGUGUUCAUGACUAGUGACUGGAGUGAGAAUCCAGCAGGGGUGGAUCACUCGGGAACGGAGGUGAAGCCGCUGGUGAAGGUGGUGAUAGACCUGGUCCUCAAGAGUGACUCAGUAGACACCAUAGCGUCCUUCGUUGUUAAGUGGGUGGGUCGGAGGAAAGGUCUGAUGAGUCUGUGCUGUGGCCACCUACAGAUCUGGUCUAUGUCCGCUAAGUACCACAGAGAAGUCUUGGAGAUAUUGGAUCUGGACUCUAUCCAGAAACUGAGUUUGUACUACAUGAAUAAUACUACCUGCCUGUUUAGCUUCUCCCCUUACCUGGGCCGCAUGAGGCACCUGCGCAGUCUUCUUCUCUGCCACCUCUCGGGGCCCGGCUUCUUUCUCACCCCAGUGGAGAAACAACGGAUCAUCACCCAGUUCACCUCUCAGUUUGUCAACCUGACGCACCUCCGGAGCCUGCAUCUGCAUAAUGUUUUCUUCCUAAGGGGUCACCUGGACGAGCUAUUCUGGUGGCUAAAGUCACCCUUAGAGACGCUGUUGGUGACUAAGUGUUUUCUCUCAAAAUCAGACUGGACCCAUAUGUGUGAGUUCCUGUGUGCCAGUCAGCUAAAACACCUGAUUUUGAAAUGGACCAUACUGACUAAUUUCAGCCCAGAGCCCCUGCGAGUUCUGUUACUCAAAACUGCAUCUACUUUGAUUACCCUGGACUUGGAGGGCUGUCAGCUGAUGGACUCCCAACUCAAUGCCAUCCUGCCUGCCCUGAGACACUGUACCCAGCUCACCAGGCUUAACUUCUAUGGAAACUCUCUGUCUUCGUGUGAUCUUGAGGGAGUUGACAUCACGAGAUCAGGCUGAGGUACCAAGGAUCACAGAUAUUCCUUAUCCCGAGCUGUGAUGAUCACAGUGACCAAGAACCUUGAGAUGCCUAUUCAGCCUUGUGUUUAGAGAUGUGGGGAGAACUGUUGGGCAGCCUGAGCAUGCCUUUGUUUUAUGCCUCCUGCUUUGAAGGGUGUGAGUCGUGAUGUGCGUAUGUGUUGGGGCUUGUUGGAUGCCUAUUUAAUGAGAUGCAAAUAUCAGGCUCUUCUGUGGACACUGGGAGGCAAAAGGCAACACACAGGUGUUCGGUGAGAGGACACACAACACAUGGUUUUACACAGGGACCAUCAGUCCCAGCAGGAUGAUUAACCUGGUUUCCCCUUCAGAUCUAAUAAGGUCCUGUGACUUUCGGUUGUCCUGACUCUACCUUCUUCGACCUGAGUCUAGGCUUGUACAGUCAGACUUGCUUCUCUGUCUUUUAACUGAUCCUGGGGCUUGUUCUGUCCCUCAGUCAACAGUAGCAUUGUUUCAAUUCUCAGGUCCCAGCAAGAGAACCAACUAAACCCGCCUGGAUUAAGUAAAGGUGUGUGUUCCUGUGCAGGACUGCCUUCUUUUAAUUCAGUGGUGGGAAUUGAACUUGGCCUCACAUGCUGUGAGGAAGAGCUCUACCACUGAGCUGUGUUCCUGUGCCCUGAUUCCUAGUGUGCUGGGUGCUUCGUCAGUUCCUUACAGUCUCUGCCUCCUGACUGUCGGGGAGUACAAGUGUAAAUGUCACAUCUGGUUUGAUGCUUUUUAGGGGAUGGAGCCCAUAGCCGUUUAUUUACCUAGUGUGUGUUUACAUGUAGAGUGGAGAGAGAGAGAGAGAGAGAGAGAG
Messenger RNA from Peromyscus leucopus (white-footed mouse), 2044 nucleotides. Its product is annotated as preferentially expressed antigen in melanoma-like protein 1. NCBI's taxonomy places the organism in Eukaryota, Metazoa, Chordata, Mammalia, Rodentia, Cricetidae. The record is from RefSeq and is a predicted model, not a curated record. The transcript is spliced from 3 exons. Gene Ontology annotation, cellular component: cytoplasm. Gene Ontology annotation, biological process: negative regulation of DNA-templated transcription; negative regulation of cell differentiation; negative regulation of apoptotic process. The coding region runs from base 1 to 1209 and encodes 402 amino acids.